UUCUUAUUCAGUCACCAACUGGCAACUACCACCGCUCAUCCAGAUAUUCAAAAUCACCUAGCGUUUUCUUCAGGAUCAUCCCUUUUCCAAGCAUGAUGAACAAAUACGUAUCGCACUUUACAGUCAGCCUUUUUCUAUUUCCACUGUUGUCAAUUACCUGUGGCAGUUCGAUUCGGUCUUCAUUGACUGCUGAAGAGAACAGUCAUCCGUUUCUAAUCCGGAAAAUCGACAACCUCAAGCAACGUUACACCGGGAAUCGCGAUCCGUUUCAAGAUACGACCCAAGAGAGUCAAAUUGAAGAUACUUCUAAUAAUAACGCACCUUUGAUGUCAGAAAACGAGGAAUUUCUCCCAGUGCUAGAAGGAAAAAAAGGGAGUGAUAACAAUAUUGUUUUAAUAAAUCCUAGAAAAGUCAAGUCAUCAUCCGUUGCUGUUGCUCCGAUCGCUCCCAAUCCUGAGAGGCGUCUGUAUUAUCCGUCUCAACCUGUCGACCAACCAAAGUAUCGGACAGACACCCAUCGCUACGGUCGUGCUUCUCGUGAGACGUACCAUUACCAUUUGGCAAACAAUAACUCACCUCUCCGUUUGUUUGACUCGGCUCCUCUCCAGCCCAAGCAAAUGGGAUUCCCUCCGAUAGCUAACACGCGUGAAAAUUUGGGAAAACAAAUCAACUGGAACGCCAAAGUCGGUAGAGCUCAUCGUUCGUUUUACGAUGUGAUGACGGCUUGAUUCACCCAUUUUCAAAUUGUUGCCUGACAUUCGGAAAAUAAUUUUCCUGAAUGUUUUCCUAUUGAAUUUUUGUAGUUUUAGUCCUAGAAUUUUGUUUUGAUGCGAUUAAAACUUUUUUUAAGACAAUUUGUUACAUGGUGCAAUAAACGUAUAAAAGAAAUGACCGAGA
Molecule: messenger RNA, 897 nt
Organism: Daphnia pulex (common water flea)
Lineage: Eukaryota; Metazoa; Arthropoda; Branchiopoda; Diplostraca; Daphniidae
Exons: 2
Coding region: 93-728 (211 amino acids)
Source: RefSeq, a predicted model, not a curated record